Messenger RNA from Sycon ciliatum, 1696 nucleotides. RefSeq names its product jmjC domain-containing protein 8-like. The coding region runs from base 1 to 843 and encodes 280 amino acids. The record is from RefSeq and is a predicted model, not a curated record. NCBI's taxonomy places the organism in Eukaryota, Metazoa, Porifera, Calcarea, Leucosolenida, Sycettidae. The transcript has 8 exons.
AUGAUAAAUGUGACGUCACGACAAACUGCUGCUUCAAUGGACAAAGCAAUGGAAGGUGGAUGGAAGCAGGGAACGUAUCUGUUUAGUGCGGAUGAUACCUGCGCACUGCCCCGGUUCACAUGGGAUGGCAUUACUGCGGAAACGUUCAACAAUCUUGUUGAACUUAGUUUGCCAUUUUUAGUGGUGAAUACUGAGCCGAUGCACAGCGUUCUGAGAAAGCUCUUCACUCGCGAAAACACGGACAAACUUUUCUCCACCGUUGAUCUUCUUACUGGUCACAUCCCCUAUGGUGAAGUGUUUGGUCUGUACGGAGGUAUGGCAACUGGGAAGGAGAUGUUGGAGUACAUCGACGGUCUCUGGAAAAAGUACGCCUUCACUGCACGUCAAUGGGAGAAGCAGGGUGGGCGCGCCAUGUUGGGUGACGAGCCACCUCUGUACAUCUUUGACUCGAGUAUUCUGCAGGAGACUUUCAACAAGUCUGGUUCAGGAUUCCCAUAUCCCCUUCCUGGAUUUCUACCUGAGUGGAGAAAGCAAGUUCAUCAGUUUAUUUGGGGUCCCCCAGGAUCUGGGUCACCAGUACAUUAUCACUGCCCGGCCUUGAACAUCAUGGCGUAUGGUCGCAAACGAUGGACGCUGUAUCCACCUGCCAGUGCUCAUUACAGCACUGUGCAUCCGCUACAUGUGCGAACAAGGCCGCAAACGCCCAGGUAUAAACCUGAGCCUCUGGCAUGUGUACAGUAUGCGGGAGAGAUGCUGUUCAUUCCCAAGCACUGGGCGCAUUCAACAGUCAACAUUGACCAAGCUAUUGGCAUUGCGGUCGAGUUCGAUUUGCCCUUCUGCUAGUUCAGCUGAACCGUCCGCUCCUACUACUUGGCUGGUUCACUUCGGGAUGGAUAAGUCGACCUGUUCUGCUCUUGCAGUCUCCCUUAUCAUUUGCUGGUGCACACAGGCAAAACACUAGAUACUGGCUGUGUCAGAUUUGACGUAGUACAUCAUAUCUAUUGGCUAGUUUGCAAUAAUUCAGCUUCUUUGUCAGCAUGCAGCUGGAGAUGGCUUGCUUCAUCAUAUUGCUGGAGAAACUUCUGCAAGUGGCCAAGCAGCUCCCGCUCCUCUCUGUCCUGGAAAGCUGUACGUGGACAAAUACUUCCCCUUCUUUGUUCAUGGAAGCUGUGUCAAUACCAAUACAGACAGUUUGUUACGGUCUGGCCCAAAUCCUCACACUUGUCGAAAUGAUCCUUCCGCGUGGCUGCUUCAUAUGAUUGAUUAUGAUAGUGUGGUUGCUGACUUGCAGGCAGGUACCAGCAAUCCAUGUUAUCAGAAACGAAACGGAAAAGGGCAUGACUGCCGGCCUCAGCAGGACUGGGCCGCUCCAUGUACUAACUUUGUUUUGUUUGUUAUUGUAUUGCAUAAGUCUUUAUGACUUUGUUGAUAUUACGCAUGCCUACUGUCCAUUCUCUCUACUCUCGCCGAUGCGCUUUGGCAUAAGGAAAGCUUUGGACUCCGCAUUCUGCUGGUUCUACCAAAUUUGAAAUUUUUCAGAAUUGUUUUCUAUCCAGUUCUUCCCACUCUAUGUCUAUUCCUGUCUAUUCCUCUGAAUAGUGAACUCUAACGAUAUUUUCUCAACCACGUGUUUUCAUAUUUAGGAUGACCCGAUAGUUGUAAAUGUGUGUGCUCAUUACAAACUGUUUGCACUUUU